Messenger RNA from Seriola dumerili (greater amberjack), 1647 nucleotides. RefSeq names its product neuronal acetylcholine receptor subunit alpha-2-like. The transcript has 8 exons. Gene Ontology annotation, molecular function: acetylcholine-gated monoatomic cation-selective channel activity; transmembrane signaling receptor activity. The record is from RefSeq and is a predicted model, not a curated record. The coding region runs from base 1 to 1647 and encodes 548 amino acids. Gene Ontology annotation, cellular component: synapse; postsynaptic membrane; neuron projection. Lineage: Eukaryota; Metazoa; Chordata; Actinopteri; Carangiformes; Carangidae. Gene Ontology annotation, biological process: nervous system process; regulation of membrane potential; monoatomic ion transmembrane transport.
AUGGAGCAGAGAAGAGAUCUGACACCGCUGAUCUGCUGCUGCUGGAUCCUCGUCAGCUCCGUGCUGGCUGCUGAGUGGACUCACGGUCACACCGAGGAUGAGCUCUUCAGGAGUUUGUUUGGAGGCUACAGCAAGUGGACGCGUCCGGCACGAAACAUCACCGACGUGGUCAUCGUCAAGUUUGGCCUCUCUAUCGCACAGCUGAUAGACGUGGAUGAGAAAAACCAGAUGAUGACGACCAACGUGUGGUUGAAACAGGAAUGGACAGAUUAUAAGCUGCAGUGGAGUCCCUCCGACUUUGACAACGUGACGUCCAUCAGAGUUCCCUCUGAGCUCAUCUGGGUGCCCGACAUCGUUCUGUACAACAAUGCAGACGGGGAGUUCGCCGUCACCCACAUGACCAAGGCCCAGCUGUUUCACACCGGUCGUGUCCGCUGGGUGCCGCCGGCCAUCUACAAGUCGUCCUGCUCCAUCGACGUCACCUUCUUCCCCUUCGACCAGCAGAGCUGCAAGAUGAAGUUUGGCUCCUGGACGUACGACCGAGCCAAGAUCGACCUGGAGCCCUUUGAGAACACCGUGGACCUGAAGGAUUACUGGGAGAGCGGAGAGUGGGCGAUCGUCAACGCUGUGGGCACCUACAACACCAAGAAAUACGACUGCUGCCACGAGAUCUACCCCGACAUCACCUACUAUUUCGUCAUCCGCCGCCUCCCGUUGUUCUACACCAUCAACCUCAUCAUCCCCUGCCUCCUCAUCUCCUGCCUGACCGUCCUGGUUUUCUACCUGCCGUCGGACUGCGGCGAGAAAAUCACGCUGUGCAUCUCCGUGCUGCUGUCGCUCACCGUCUUCCUGCUGCUGAUCACAGAGAUCAUCCCGUCCACCUCGCUGGUCAUCCCGCUGAUCGGGGAGUACCUGCUCUUCACCAUGAUCUUCGUCACGCUGUCCAUCGUCAUCACCGUGUUCGUGCUGAACGUGCACCACCGGUCGUCCGCGACCCACACCAUGCCUCGAUGGGUUCGGAGGCUGUUCCUGUCUGCGGUGCCGCGCUGGCUGUGCAUGAAGCGUCCACAUCAUGGUCUCAGGCCUGUCAGGCGGAGCCACCUGACUGAUAGGCUCCUCCCGGUCCGGACUCCUGGCCCCUCCCACAUCACAUCCACCUGGAUCACCGAGGAGUCUGACAUCGAUCUCCACGGCAACCAGGAUGACAACGGUUGCUACAGCAGCCACCAGCUGGACUCCUUGGAUAGCAGAAAUGAAAUUCACCACUGCGAUCUUCACGGUUACCCACACUUGGCGAGGUUCCGGGUGCAGAGGAUUCCUUCCCUGUCUCCUCCCUCUCUUGGUUACACCCUCCUCCCACAGAGACAGUCCACACUCAGCUUGGACUGGGACACCCCUCUUGUGGAGCGUGGUUCCAUGCAGACCCCACUGGCCUCUGUGAUGUCUCCUGCAGUGGCGUCAGCCCUGGAGGGGGUCACCUACAUCGCAGAGCACCUGAGAGCAGAGGAUGCAGACUUUUCAGUGCAGGAGGACUGGAAGUACGUAGCCAUGGUUGUAGACCGGAUCUUCCUGUGGAUGUUCAUUAUCGUGUGUCUGCUGGGGACAGUCGGACUCUUCUUGCCUCCGUGGCUCUCUGGGAUGAUUUAG